Molecule: messenger RNA, 3910 nt
Organism: Linderina pennispora
Lineage: Eukaryota; Fungi; Kickxellomycota; Kickxellomycetes; Kickxellales; Kickxellaceae
Exons: 9
Coding region: 216-3875 (1219 amino acids)
Biological process (GO): regulation of protein stability; protein deubiquitination
Cellular component (GO): nucleus; membrane; cytosol
Molecular function (GO): protein binding; cysteine-type endopeptidase activity; cysteine-type deubiquitinase activity
Source: RefSeq, a predicted model, not a curated record
UUUCUCUACAUUCCGUCAGUGCCUUUUGGAUCUUUACACUUUUCUAGUUCAAUCGCUGGCAUUGUCCCCUCCCAUCAAAGAAAGGUCAGGAGAGAAUUACAAACGCAAAGUGAAGCUCGUAAUUUCUUUCAGCUGGCUUUUUGCUAAUUUUUGAAGGGAAAAAGUUUUGUAGAUUGCAUUUGGGUAUUAGGUUAUUUCAAAAGACUAUUAUACAGAUGGGUCAACUUGGCGAGAACAACGGUGUUGCGACGCCUCCGCACAGCGACACUGGCAGCAACCAUGACGACAUGGAUGACAGCAGUCGUCAGGCGGCGGCGCCUGUUCCGGCAACAGCCCCCCACCUGCCAACAACACUUGAUGACAGCAAGGGUCUUGUAGAAGAGGAGUUCAUGAGGGCGAACCUGCCGCCGCUGGGCAAGUACGAGGCGGAGGGCUGGGGGGCGUUCCACUGGGAAAUUGACAACUGGACUGCGCUUGGCGACAAGGUGACCAGCGGCGAGUUCACAGUGGCAGGACACAAGUGGGACAUCCUGCUGUUUCCGCGCGGCAACCAGGCUGAGGACAUGGUGUCGCUGUAUGUCGAGUACAAGGCAGCGGAGGGCAUGGCGGAUGACUGGCAUGCCUGUGCCAACUUCUGCCUGGCGAUGUCAAACACCAGCGACCCGUCAGUGUUCACGCACAACGUUGCGCAGCACCGGUUCACCGCGGACGAGUCUGACUGGGGAUUCACGCGGUUCAUGGGCCUGCGGCAGCUGAUGACGCCGACGGAUGCGGACACCCCAGCGCUGCUGGAGAACAACCGCGUGCGUAUCAGCGCAUAUGUGCGGGUGAUUAAGGAUACGACAGGGGUGCUGUGGCACAACUUCCACAACUACGACUCGCGCAAGCAGACUGGGUUCGUGGGGCUGCGCAACCAGGGAGCGACAUGCUACAUGAACUCGCUGCUGCAGUCGCUGUACUUUACCAACGAGUUCCGCAGCGCGGUGUACCAGAUCCCCACGGAGAACGACGACCCGAAAAAGUCAGUAGCGCUGGCGCUGCAGCGCGUGUUCUACAACCUGGAACACAGCAGCGAGGCGUCGUUCAUGCAGCAUGACGUGCAAGAGUUCAACCGCGUGCUGCAGGACAACCUGGAGACAAAGAUGAAGGGCACGGCGGCAGACGGGGCGAUUGCACGGCUGUUUGAGGGCAAGAUGAAGAGCUUCAUCCGGUGCGUGGACGUGGACUACGAGUCGUCGCGCGUCGAGAACUAUUACGACAUCUCUCUGAAUGUCAAGGGCUGCGCAACGCUGCGCGACUCGUUUGCAAACUACUGCGAGGUGGAGAUGCUGGAGGGCGAGAACCGGUACCAGGCCGAGGGCCAUGGGCUGCAGGACGCCAAGAAGGGAGUGAUUUUCGAGAGCUUCCCGCCGGUGCUGCAGCUGCAGCUCAAGCGGUUCGAGUACGACUUUAUGCAUGACGCAAUGGUCAAAAUCAACGACCGGCACGAGUUCCCGCCGACCAUCGACCUGGAGGAGUUCCUGUCGGAUGACGCGGACCGCAGCAUGCCGUGGCGGUAUGCUCUGCACGGCGUGCUGGUUCAUAGUGGCGACCUGCAUGGCGGGCAUUACUUUGGGCUGCUGCGCCCAAAGGCUGAGGACAAGUGGUUCCGGUUCGACGAUGAUCGCGUGAUUCCAAUCACCAGGGAUGAGGUGUUUGAUGACUACUUUGGCGGCGAGAUCGUACCUACGGUGCCGGGGCCGGGCAUGCGGCGCGCCCAGGCCAAGCGGUUCACCAAUGCAUACAUGCUGGUGUAUAUCCGCGAGGCUCUGCGUGACCAGGUGCUGGCGAGCGGCGACAUCCAGCCGCCGGCACAUCUGCUGCGACGCAUCGCCGAGGCUAAGGCUGAGGCUGAGCGGCGGCGGCGUGAGAAGGAGGAGCUGCUGCACACGCUGCCUGUCAGCGUGGUGAACGACAGCCACGUGGCGCGGCACCAGGGCUUCGACCUCAGCUACUUUGACGAGCGGCAGCCGGCUGACAACGCGAUCUUCAGCGAGCGCAUGCGCAAAAACAUGCUGCUGUCGGAGUUCAAGGCGCUGUAUGCGGCACGGCUGGGCUGCUCGCCCGACGACUUCCGACUCUGGCUGAUGGUGGGUCGUGUGAACAAGACCGUGCGCUGCGACGUGCCGCUGGUCACCUCGGCGCCGGGUCUGACGCUGGCUCAGGUCAAGGACACCCGCUCGAGCAAGUGGCCCAGCCUGCGUCUGUACUGCGAGAUGCGCACCCCCGACUCGCCGCCCGGUUUCCUGACCGAGCCGCCUCCUGCCGGCAUGUGCCUGCUGCACGCCAAGUUCUACGACCCUGCUACGGCUCGGAUCUCUGGCGUCGGCCACCUGUACGUGCAGAGCAGCGAUAAGAUGGCCGGGCUGCCUGCGGACACGCCGCUGCAGCUGUUUGAAGAGAUCAAGCCCACGCUGAUCGAGCCCAUGAAUACAGCCUUGACGUUCAGCAGCGCCGAGAUCCAGACCGGCGACAUCAUCUGCUUCCAGGUCGAUGGUCCGGCGGACGAUUCAUACACGCUGCCUGAUGUCGUCAAGUUCUUCGAGGACGUGCACCACCGCGUGCGUGACGCCGACGAGUUUGGAGCCGACAGUGCCAGCGACGAUGCUGCUGGUGCUGCCACCGAGGCCGCGCCUGUCACGCUGGCGCUGAGCACCAGGACGCCGUAUGCUGCUGUGGCCGCGCGGGUGGCAGCGGAGCUUGGCGCCCGUGAUCCGAACAAGCUGCGGUUCCACAAGGUCAGCCCAGUCAGCCAGCUGCGCGUACCGGUAGAGCCCACGCCGACAUCGACGCUCAGUGACAUGCUGCCGCCGUCGUACUACACGCAGAACAACAGCGUCGUCGACGGGCUGCGCGAGUCACAGCUGGAGAAGCUCGGCUCCAUGCGCUCGGUGCGCGUCACAUACGUCGGCAAGCGCAUGAAGGAGGAGCAUGUGCUGGAGGUCCUGGUGCCCAAGGCGGCGCCGUCGCAGGCCCUGGUUGAGGCCACCUAUGACAAGGUCGAGGCUGCCCUGCGCGCUGCCGACAAGCAGCACGCGCCCAAGCCCCUACAGCUCAACUUCUACGAGGUCACUGCCCACCGCAUCGUCAGACAGCUCGACGGCUCGGAGCCCAUGGAUCAGGUGGCCCGCCCAGCCGUCAGCGAGGCUACGGCCAAGAUGGACAUCGACGACCAGGCUGCUACCUCUGUCGAGGUAUUCCAUUUCACCAAGGACCUGGUGCGCACCCACAGCGUGCCGUUCCUGUUCUCGCUCAUUCCUGGAGAGCCCUGGAAGGACACGUGGGUGAGACUCUCGGCCAAGCUCAGUCUGGGCGAGAAGGAGCUCAAGAACAUGGGCGUCGUCUACGGCCCGCCUGGCACCCAGGAUCUGGCUGCCUGCAGGUGGCUGCAGGGAGUCCGUGCCACCGACAGCGUUAUGUCGCCAGCCAGCACCGGCCAGCACACGCCCGACAGCACCCCACCGCCGCUGCAGCAGCCGCAGGCCGACGAGGCCGACGACAGUCUGUGCCUGUACGAUGUGGCCACGCGUGGGGAGGGCCCGGCUCCCCUCGGCUUCAUUGCCCUGGACCACAUCGACCGUGUGGCCGCUCCAUUCCCUCGCUCGGUUGCUGGCGUUGGCAUCGGUGCCGUCUAUUUCUACUCGGCCCAGCGCAUCCAGAAGAACCAGGACCACGGCCAUGAUCUCGCCCUCGCCGCCUCCUCGCUGCUCCUGUUUGCCAUGGGGCCCAAGGCUCUGCGCACACGCGCCCCUGUUCCCACUGUUAUGUCGGUGCUGGGCUCGGCGUCGGCUGCCUACUACUCAAAGAAGGCCUACGAGGACCGCUAUGGCGUCUAGUCGGAUUAGAGUGAAUAAAUAGUGUGACUUUUUUU